Molecule: messenger RNA, 933 nt
Organism: Plasmodium adleri (nom. inval.)
Lineage: Eukaryota; Apicomplexa; Aconoidasida; Haemosporida; Plasmodiidae
Product: rRNA-processing protein EBP2, putative
Exons: 1
Coding region: 1-933 (310 amino acids)
Biological process (GO): ribosomal large subunit biogenesis; rRNA processing
Cellular component (GO): nucleolus; preribosome, large subunit precursor; nuclear periphery
Source: RefSeq, a predicted model, not a curated record
AUGAAGGUAGUCAAAAAAAGUGUUGAGAAAGCAUUGAAGAAGAAAACAUUAAAGGAAAAGAAAAAAAAACAAGCACAAAAUAGUAGUACUGAAUAUGUGGAAAAAAAAAAAAUAAAUAAAAAAGAAAAAAAGAAAUAUAAUAAUAAUAAUAAUAAUAAUAUUGAUGAAGAAGAUGAUGAGAUUCUUUUUAAUCAAGAAGAUUUUGAAAAAAAAAAACAAAAAUCUCUUGAAAAUAAAAUAUUAUUAUCAAAAAAAUUAAAAGAAAUAAAAUUACAAUUUAAAGAUUAUCAUGAUGAUCAUCAUGAUGAACAUAUUAAUAAUAAUAAAAAAAAUAGUUGGAUUGAAACAUUAGAUAUUACUAGUACAGAAUAUUAUUAUUUAAAAAAAACAGAAUUAUUUGGAAUAUCAGAAUCAAGAGAAAAACAAUUACAACAUAUAACACAUAUCAAUCUUAUUAAAGGUUUACAACAACUUCAAGCAUUAAAUAUUAAUUUUAAUAGACCAUAUGAUUUUCUAGCUGACAUGUUAAAGUCAGAUAUACAUAUGGAAAAAAUUAGACAAAAAAUUCUAAAAGAACAUGAACAAGCUGAAAUAAGAGAAAGCAAUAAACUUAAAAGAAUUAAUAAAAAAUUCCUUAAAAAAUGUGGAUCACAAAAAAUUAAAAGUCAUAAAGAAGCUCUAGAAAAAAAACAAAAUCUAUUAAAAAUUGAUCAAUUAAAAAAAACAAACAAUUUACAAAAUCUUAAUGUACAAGAAUUCUUUUUAAAACAUUCAAAAGAUCAUGAUAACAAAUCGGCAAAAAAAAAUAAAGCUAUCAAAAAUAAACAAUUAACAACAAAAAAAAAAAAUAAUAAUAAAAGGAAGGACUCCUCAAAAAAUUCAAGUAAAAAUAAAAAAAUUAAAAAAAAACAUAAACAUAAAAAUAAAAAGUAA